AUGGCAAGAGGAUAUCGAAUGAACCGGAAUAUGAUUCCCAAUGGCAACGCCCUCCUCGUGGCAGAAGAGGGCGUGUUGGAGAUGUCGCAAAGGGUGCGGGUGCUGUGUGCGAUCAUGACACAUCCGAGGAACCACGAGAAGAAGGCGAAGCACGUGAGGGACACCUGGGGGAAGCGAUGCGACGUCCUCCUCUUCAUGAGCUCGGUGGAAGAUCCAUCCUUACCCACCGUGGCAUUGAAGGUGAAGGAAGGUAGACAGCAUCUGUCGAAGAAGACCCAUGAAUCAUUCCGGUACAUAUACCAACACCACCUGGACGAUGCGGACUGGUUCCUCAAGGCGGACGAUGACACCUAUGUCGUCAUGGAGAACCUCCGCUUCAUGCUCCACGAUCGCAAUCGGAAAUGCCUCAACUUUGUGGGAGUGCAACCAGGGGACACCCGGGACGAGUUGGGACGCUGGCGGUUCUUGCCCUUCGCCCCAGAGACCCACCUCAAUCCCGGCUUCUUCUUGGGCAAGUAUGACUGGUUGUGGAAGCACACGUUCUACCCUUACAGGGAAGGACCCGAGUGCUGCUCGGACAAGGCCAUCGCCUUCCAUUACAUCUCGCCCAAUCUCAUGCACGCUCUGGAAUAUUUCACCUAUCGCCUGCACCCCUUUGGCGUUCAACAUCAGCCUUUGGUCUCCAACGAUACGGGCGUGUCGAAGUCUCCGCCAUGA
Darwinula stevensoni is the source of this 717-nucleotide messenger RNA. The record is from the annotation of a GenBank genome assembly. Lineage: Eukaryota; Metazoa; Arthropoda; Ostracoda; Podocopida; Darwinulidae.